Molecule: messenger RNA, 6123 nt
Organism: Culex pipiens pallens (northern house mosquito)
Lineage: Eukaryota; Metazoa; Arthropoda; Insecta; Diptera; Culicidae
Exons: 4
Coding region: 128-6058 (1976 amino acids)
Biological process (GO): maturation of LSU-rRNA from tricistronic rRNA transcript (SSU-rRNA, 5.8S rRNA, LSU-rRNA); maturation of 5.8S rRNA from tricistronic rRNA transcript (SSU-rRNA, 5.8S rRNA, LSU-rRNA)
Cellular component (GO): nucleolus
Source: RefSeq, a predicted model, not a curated record
GUGGAUCGUCGCACUUCUCGACCGCGUGGUUUUCUCGUGCGUACCGCGUUUCGUGCUGCGUUCAGUUUUUAGUGAAUUUCACGAAAAAUCCGGUGAAUUAAGUGUUCAAAAGUGUCUGAAAACCGGCAUGACCACAACAGCCAUGAAGCGAAAGUCAAAUUCGACCGGGGAGUGUCCGUUCGGGGGCAAAAAAGCGAAAACCGAAAAGGGAGUGAAAAGUGGUGGCGACGGCAAGAAGGUCAAGAAGGCAAAGAAGAAGGAAGUCGUGGAUGCCGGUGGGCCGGGGGAGAAUGGAAAAGAGCGAAAAGUGAAGAAGGCGAAGGUGGCGAAGGAUAAAGGUGGGACGCAGAAGGAGGAGAAUGGAUUUGCCGGUGGGGAUGUUCCGACGAACAAGCUGGUGGAGAACUUUCGGCAGAAGCUGAACCAGGGUUCCGUUGCGAUUGAUGUCAUCCGCCACUUCACCCAGUCCAUCCAGCAGAACCCCUCGUACGCGGUGGACUUUAUCCGUGCCGGCGGCACCUUCAAACCUCUGCUCAAGAUCCUCGCCGGGCUGGACAAGGAAAAGCUGCCGGACAUCUCGGACCUGUUCCAGCUGAUCCACUACAUCCUGCUGGAGAGCGUCAACUACGACGAAACGCACGCCGACUACGCGGCCAAAUGCGCCAAGACGCUGCUGGCGGAGUACAAACCGUCGAUCAUGGCGCUGCUGAAGGGGCGCAACGAGCAGCUGCUGAUGGGUGGCUUCCGGAUCUUGAAGGCGAUCCUGGUGGUUGAUCCGGCGGCGCACGGGAAGGAGAUUUUGGGGCUGUUGGACAUUUGCCUGCCCGAGAUGGAGAUCGGGAAGAGUCGGGAGAGUGCGGGAGAUGGGUUGGAGUCGCUGCGGGGGGUGUUUGUGGACUUUAAUCUGUGCUUUUUGAUUGAGACGGGGUCGGAGUUGGUGCGGGCGUGGUUGAGUCGGUUCCAGCUGUUGAGUCCGUUGGUGGGGAAUUUGAUUUGGGACCGGGCGGAGAAUGUGAUUCUGGUGAUGAAGACGCUGGAGAAGUACGUGCUGGGGUCGGCGGAGAUCGACAAGUACAUUUACAGGACGACGUUUAGUACGGACAUUUUGAAGGCGCUAGUGAACGUGUACGAGUGGGUUGGUCCGGACAAGAAGGGGGUUGAUGAGCAGGUUAGGAAUACGGUGAUGAAUGCGACCGAGAAGGUGGUGUUGCCGUUGUUGACGUCCCGGAAGUAUCACUUGGUGCCGAAGGUGACUGAUUUGGGGAAGGUCAACUCACGCCAUAAGCAUAUACUGCUCGCGUUGAAGAAUAGUCAGCUGCACAAGCAUCAGCGCAAGUUGGUGCUCAAGAUGUUCGACGUUUGUCCGGAGGUGCUGCCGGUAGUGCUGGAAAAUUUUGGAUCGCUACUCAAGACAAAGAAUUUGGAGAAUCGUCAAUUUGUGCUGGAGAUUAUUCGUCAACCGAAUCCGGUGGAAGUUACGAAACACUUUACGUCCGCGGACGCCAAGCAGGUCUCCAACUUUGUGACCAAGACGACGCUGCCGAAAACGAUUCUGGAGUUUGUCACGACUUCGAUUGAGAAGAAGAUCGCUACGGCUUUCUGUAUGGAGUUUUUGGCGGUGAUGCUUAGUCAGUGCGAGAAAUACCUGCAGGAAGUUCCCAAGCUGAAGAACCUCGACCAGUUUGACCUGAAGAAGGUUAAAUUCGACGUCAUCAACCAGAUCCUCGGUAUGUUCCCGUCCAUCGACUCCAUCAUGGCCGCCAUGAUCAACCACCGGUCGGACAAAUCCGUCAGCAAGCCGUACAUCGCCAUGGAGCACGUUAUGGACAUCCUGCUGCACUGUAUCCGUGCCUUCCCGGCGUACAUCGAGAGUUCCUCGUUCAUCACCGCGUACCGCAACAUCCUGGACCCGGUGUACAAGAGCCGCGCCCUCGAGCACGAGUACCUCCCGUACGAGUUCAAAGCCAUCAAGGUCGUCAUCGCUCUGGAACCCCAGUCAAUCGCCUUCAACUCGGACCUCUUCCCAUCCGUCCUCAAACUACUGACCAAGGUCUACCUCAACGGCGACCCGCUCAUGCAACGCGAAGCCACCAACCUGUUGAUCGCCCUGUUCCAGAACACCACCCUGUUCGGCAACAACGCGACCGAAAUCGAGGUCUGGUUCCAAUCCCUACUCGCCGUCGAGCCCCGAAUCGUUCCCGAACUCGUGUCCUACCUGGCGUUCUCGUUCGCCCGCGCCGCCGAACGUCAAAACCUCCCGGCGGCCAAGGAUCACACGCUGGUGAACGAGGCGUUCGAAAAGGUGCGCCGAACCGACCUGGACGAGCUGUUCCGUCGCGUUGAGGAGGAAGCCGAAGGUCAGGUUGACCUGCAAGACGAACCUCAGGAGCUGCCGGUGGCGGACAAUUUCCUGAUCUACAUGUUCCAUCCGACGACGAAGAAGCCGGCGCAGUUUCAUCCCUACCUGGAGGCGGUUGCGCUUAGGUAUUUUCACCUGUUGCCGCAUCCGGAGAUUGUGGAGCACUGUGCAAAGAGUGUCGAGGGGAAGUUUGGGAGCUACUUCACCGAGUGGAUCGUUGAGGGGAAGACGCCGUCUUUGGAGGAGUGCGGCGAGUCAACAUUCCUCGGGAGAUUGAGUUCGCAACUGCUGUCGAAGGAGCAGAACGUGAAGAAGGUGGUGACGGACGAACUAACCCGCUGCGACCUGGUCUACCUCAUCCACGAGGUCAUCUUCUACGCGUCCCGCCUGAUCGAGCUGGACGCAUUCGACGCCGGUUACUCGUCCACCAGUCUCUUCUACCUGAACCACUUCUUCGAUCUGCUGAUCGCCGCCGAAGUCGACAUCCCCGAAUCGGACCAAAAGCUCGGCGAAGUCGUGCGGCACAUAUUCUGCCACCGCCCUGCGCUGUUCCAGCGGUUCACGAUUGCGAAGCAAUCAAAGUCGGGAUCGCCUUCUUCAACUGUUACGGCGUUCGUGUACGAACUCAUGAAGAAGCUCCAGUCUACGGUGGACUUUGCCCAGCACACCGUGCUGUACUCGAACAAGAUCGUCAACGAGAUCAUUUCUUCUUCGGUGGAGUCGUCCUCGGACAGCGCAGAGUUGGACGCGACGCUGGUCGCGAAACUGCUGGAAAUCUUCCAGCUCAACGAACGUCACUGCGUUAAUCUGCUACGGCACUACUCGAAGCUGUCGCAUCGACGGUUCAUUGAUGCGAAGAAUGAACGGACGUAUCAUUACAAUCUGCUGACGACGGGGCUGAACAAACUGGCCACGAAUCGGGAGCACUUCCUUGAGGCGGAUACUGUGCGCGGGUUGUCGAAAAUCUACGUGGACUUUAUCCGGGAGAAUGGGAACGAAUUGAACUUGGAGGCGUUGGAGGCGGCUCUGCAGGCGUAUUUGAGGACGUUUAGUCACAAUGUUGGACACUUGGAAGAGGAUUUGUUCCGGUGCUUCUUCGAGAGCAAGCGAAUUGGUAAGCCGAUGGUAAAGUUGGCGGCGUUUUUGCUCGGUCGAGAUUCGAGGUUGGAGGCGGCGUUCCUGGAGUUAAUUCCGGGGAAUGUCAGCAAGAAGGAGUUGAUCUACCCGUUGAUGAACGUGGCGUUCCAGAAGGGUGUGUUCAAGGAGGACUCUGAAGAGCAUAAGAAGUUGCUUGGGACGGUCUACAACGAAUUCAAGAGUGGAUUGAACAAGACGAUCGAGAAACCGGGUAAGGCCGCGGUUAUCUACAAGGAGAAUACGAUUGCGAAUCAACAGCUGCUGCAGCGUUGCAUGCCCAAGAACGAGUGCGUAGAUUUCGCGAAGAAGAAGCUGAAGCUGGACUCGAUCGAGGUUUACCAGCUCAAGCUGAUGAUGGAGAUCUACCGCAAGGCGUUUGAAAGCUGCAAAGAGGAUGCGACUCAGCUUAGGGUUGUCUACAGCAACGUGUUCAACGUACUGCUCCAGUUCUUCAACAUUCUGCUGAAGGUCAACGACCUACUGAAGGAGGUCGAAAAGCUCAAUGAAAUCGUGCUGGCUACCUUCUCCUGGGUAAAGCUGCACUCAAACUGCAAAGAACUACACGGACUGGAGUUCAAGGAGAUCAUCGAGACCUCAAACUGGACCAACUUCUGCAAGCUUGCCCUGAAAACUGGCAUCGACACCCAAAAGUCCCCAGAAAACCCAUCCCGACUCGACGAACGCCUGCACGUCCUGCUGAAGAUCACCGCCAUCCUCGUAGACCUGUUCUACGCUGACAACAGCUCACCCGCAGAAAUCGCUACUCUGUACGAACUCGCCCUGUCCCACUCCCGCUUCCUGGACGUCAUCCUGGUCCCGUUCCAGUUCAAGGUCAAGAAAUCCCUCGUCCAUCUGCUCCUUAUCCUCGCCCGCAAGAACCACUCAGUCAUGGACAAAAAGCACAUCCCGAUCCUGCUCGGCUCGUACGGCGCCACGCUCACCGAAACCAACCGCUUCAUCCUGGCCCUCAUCCAGCACUACGAACGCUCCGGAGUUCACAUCCACGAGUUCCGACCGUUCCUCUGGGGAGACGCCGCCAUCAAGCACUUCUCGCUCGGCCAGGACUCCGCCAACCAGCAAACCCUGUUCCGCACCAACAACGCCGAGGUAUUCGCGCUCCUCAAUCGCGAAAAGAUGAUCAACACCCUGCAGAGCUUCCCCGUGUGGCGCAAGUUGAACGCCAACUGGCAACUUCCGGAGGUCAACUUUGACGAGCUGAAGAACGGCUCCUCCGUGGGUCGCUAUCCGGCCGUGUCGGAGAUUGAGCGCUUCGUCGAGGACAAGAAGCAGCGGGUUCCGCCGAGACUGCUGGAGCACUGCGCCGGGAAGAAGGAGGUGCUGGCUGCGAUCUACGAUCCGGCGUUUCUGCUGCCCAUGCUUGGGUAUUUGUUCGCACCGGAAGCAACGGACGUGCUGGAUCUGGCUGGGAAAGUUGGAGCGUUGGCGCUUCCGUUUGCCUGCUUGGCUAGUACCGAUGAGCAUAUGCGGUUGGCGGCGGCCAGCGUGAUAGUGCGGAUCAAGGGACAUCUGGAGUUGUCGAGGAAAUUCAUCGACUCCAAGUUCUGGCUGCACAUGUUUACCGCAGUCCAAAACGGUCUCGCCGCCCUCAGGGGCAACAAACGUCCAGCAGACUCGGAAACCGUCAAGCGCAAGAUCUCCAAACCGGCCUUCCUCUCGUCCCUGUUCAUCGCCGAAACCGUCAACGUCCUCUCCGACGUCCUGAACGAGCUCCACUCCACCCUGACGCGCUACUUCAUGCUAAAGGACACCUUCGACUUCCGUGCCGUCCCGAACUUCCUCGUGAUGUUCCACAGCUCCGAAGUCAAGCACAACACCCAUCGCCACUUCAUCCUGGAAACCAUCUACAACGGGCUCAAAACGCACGAAGACUUCAUGGUCCUCCGUACCUCGCCGGUCAUCCGCGCCCUCCUAGAGUUCUACGGAUCCACCCUGUCCAACCGCGACCUAAACAUCCUGAUCCUAAACACCCUGAACAGCAUUGUCAAGAUCCCCAAGUCCUGCGAAGUGAUGCUCAACUCGCUCGGCUUCCUCACCUGGCUGAGCGAACGCAUCGAGCACGUCGAAAGCUUCCACUUUGAAACGAUCGAAGCCUUCCUCGGCAUCAUCAGCAACGCGUGGUACUCGGCCGUAAUCCAGCGCAAGGAGUUCAACAUGAAGCAGCUUAGCCGAUCGGUACUGAUCAUGCUGCUUAAGCUACUCCCACUAUUUUCGACGCGCAGCUCGAGCAAAACGCUGUCCCGCUUCCUGAACCUGCUGGAGAAGACAACCAAGGAAAACUCCGCAAACAUCGCGCUGAUCAACAAGGAAGUUCUGGACAUGAUGCUAGAGUACUUUGCGAAGUUGUUUGAGGAGCAGUUCUGGCACGUCAGGUACGUGCUCGUGAAUGGAAGUGCGAACGCCGAGGAUUGCCAGUUGCUGGGGGAGAAGCUGCUGGCGAGCGGGAUGGACGAGAGCACGGCCUACAUCGUGCUGACGUUGAGACGGUUCGUCAUACGGUGGCAGGCGGCGCAGCAGCAGCAGCAGGGAGUGGUUAGUAAGUGAGUGGUAACUUGUGCUUCUUGGAUUUAUAUUUUUCUCUUUGUAUAAAGCUUAUUAUGCGACGAUUA